Molecule: messenger RNA, 1856 nt
Organism: Heteronotia binoei (common prickly gecko)
Lineage: Eukaryota; Metazoa; Chordata; Lepidosauria; Squamata; Gekkonidae
Gene: RASSF9
Product: Ras association domain family member 9
Exons: 2
Coding region: 221-1531 (436 amino acids)
Biological process (GO): signal transduction
Source: RefSeq, a predicted model, not a curated record
UGCUCAUAAACGCCUCCUUCGAGAUUGCAGCUGGGCAGGAGUCCAAAAGAGCAACUAGGCAGGAGCUGAAAGUUAGCCGCGAGUUGCACAACUUCGACGCUGGGUGACUAUUAACAAGCUCGAGUAGUAGCGACUCCAGCAACAGCGGGGAGACGGAGACUUACUCCAGCCUGCCCGGUUUGAAGGCUGUUGAUGUUUGGCGUCAGUCCGGGGACUUACCAUGGCCCCCUUUGGAAGGAAUCUCUUAAAGACCCGGCACAAAACUAGAUCUCCAGUGAAAGACAUGAGUACUGGUGAGCGAGAAAUCACAGUCUGGGUCUGCCAGGAAGAAAAAAUUGUGAGUGGAUUGACAAAGCGCACAACUUGCACUGAUGUAAUUGAAGCUUUGCUUGAAGAACAUGAAGCCUCUUUUUCAGAAAAGAGAUUUCUCUUUGGACAACCCAAGGAUUACUGCAUAACAGAGAAAUGGAGAGGUUCAGAACGGGUCCUCCCACCUCUCACAAAAAUGCUGCGACUCUGGAAAGCCUGGGGAGAAGAACAAACUAAUUUGCAGUUUGUGUUGGUGAAGUCAGAUGCUUUCCUCCCCUUUCCAUUGUGGAGGACAGCUGAAGCUAAGAUGGUACCUAGUCUAGAAAGACAAUGGGACCUUAGCCCAGCAAAUUACAUGAAGAUGUUGCCAGUGGACAAGCAAAAGCGAAUUGUCAGGAAAACUUUCAGGAAACUGGCAAAACUUAAGCAGGAAGGAGUUCUGCAAGAGAGGGAUAAUAUAGAAACACUGAUACACUUGAUCCUGUCUCAGGAUCACACAAUCCACCAGCAAAUCAACAGAAUGAAGGAACUGGAUUUAGAAAUUGAAAAGCGUGAAACCAAGUGCCACCUCCAUUGGAUUGAAAGUGAGGGGGAAAACUAUGUUCAGAAGUCUUACUUAAUGGCUUCUUCUAGUAAUCCUGAACAGCAAAUAGAUCUUCCUCACAGCAAUCAGCAGUUGCAGGAAAGUCUAUGCAAAAGUGAGGGGGUUUUACAGGUGGAAGAAGGGCUUAAACAUCACAAGCUUUUGAUUGAAAAGCUCUCUGCUGAAAUUGAACAAGAGCUUCAGGGGUUUAAAACAAAUGGAGAUACAUGGGCAAAUGAACCCUCUAAGGGUGAAGUGGAAAAUUUUGAUUUAGACGGUGUCAAGAAUGAAUUGGAAAAGAGCAUGAAAGAUGCCUUAAGGAUCCAUUCUCAACUGAACUGCGUACAGCAGGAGUUAAAAUACAGAGACUUGAUGUUUCAAAAGAAGGAAAAAGAAUAUCAACUUCUUGUGGAAGAGCUUAAUACACUAUUUGCUAAAGACAAAACUGAAAGCAGGUACCCACCCAGUGAGCAGCAAGCAAAUAGCAAUGAACUUACCCCCAAGACUUUCACAGGGACAGACCUCCUUAAGGUGACUAAUUUAGAUAUAAAUGACACAGACUCUGAUACUGGAAUCAGCUCCACUCAUAGUCAGGACUCAGAGACAGCCUUAGGAGACACAAUAUUGUUGGCCACAUAGUUGAAAACUGCUAAAAUUCUACUAAGGAAACUAAUAUUCCCUAGGGAGAUGUUUCAUGAGGUAGUAUCUUGUAUAGGUUGUACUUCUGGUGGUGUGUCAUAACUUCCAGGUUAAAGAGACCUCCAACAGAUCAUAGGAAACAGUAGCUAAUUCUCAGCUAUGAAGAGAAAAAGAUACAGAUUUUUAACUGAUAUGACUAACGUAGAAUCUUCAGUCUUAUCAAAGUUCAUAUUGAACAUUUCAAAUGUACUUAAUUUUUGAAAAAGUAAAGUUAAUCAGACUAGAUGUAAUGAACCAAAAUCUAAGCCCACAAACCAGUAAAAGU